Molecule: messenger RNA, 3586 nt
Organism: Oryctolagus cuniculus (rabbit)
Lineage: Eukaryota; Metazoa; Chordata; Mammalia; Lagomorpha; Leporidae
Gene: MME
Product: membrane metalloendopeptidase
Biological process (GO): protein processing; amyloid-beta clearance
Cellular component (GO): plasma membrane
Molecular function (GO): metalloendopeptidase activity
Source: RefSeq, a predicted model, not a curated record
UGCUCCUCUCCUCGGUCCUGCCGCGGCGAGGCAGAGGGUAGGACCGCCGAGACGCGCGGGGCGCGGAGAUGUGCAAGUGGCGAGGCUUGACCGAGCGCAGGCGGGAGCAGCCGCCCAACUCCCGGCGCGGGAUCUGCUGAGCGGCCACGAUUUUAGGUGAUGGGAAGAUCAGAAAGUCAGAUGGAUAUAACUGAUAUCAACACUCCAAAGCCAAAGAAGAAACAGCGAUGGACUCCUCUGGAGAUCAGUCUCUCAGUCCUUGUCCUGCUCCUCACUGUCAUAGCUGUGACGAUGAUAGCACUCUAUGCAACCUAUGACGAUGGUAUUUGCAAAUCAUCAGACUGCAUAAAAUCAGCUGCUCGACUGAUCCAGAACAUGGAUGCCACUGCUGAGCCCUGCACAGACUUUUUCAAGUAUGCCUGUGGUGGUUGGCUGAAACGCAACGUCAUCCCGGAGACCAGCUCCCGUUACAGUAACUUUGACAUUUUAAGAGAUGAGCUAGAAGUCAUUUUGAAAGAUGUCCUUCAGGAGCCCAAAACCGAAGAUAUCGUGGCAGUGCAAAAAGCAAAAACACUGUACAGGUCUUGUGUAAAUGAAACUGCUAUUGACAGUAGAGGUGGACAACCUCUACUCAAAUUGUUACCAGAUGUGUAUGGGUGGCCAGUAGCAACACAAAACUGGGAGCAAACAUACGGUACUUCUUGGUCAGCUGAGAAAUCUAUUGCACAACUGAAUUCUAAGUAUGGGAAAAAAGUCCUGAUUAAUUUCUUUGUUGGCACUGAUGAUAAGAACUCUAUGAACCAUAUAAUUCAUAUUGACCAACCUCGACUUGGCCUCCCUUCUAGAGACUACUAUGAAUGCACUGGAAUAUAUAAAGAGGCUUGUACAGCAUAUGUGGAUUUUAUGAUUGCUGUGGCCAAAUUGAUUCGUCAGGAAGAAGGAUUGCCUAUUGAUGAAAACCAGAUUUCUGUGGAAAUGAAUAAAGUUAUGGAAUUGGAAAAAGAAAUAGCCAAUGCUACGACUAAAUCUGAAGAUAGAAAUGAUCCAAUGCUUCUCUAUAACAAAAUGACAUUGGCCCAGAUCCAAAAUAACUUUUCACUAGAGAUCAACGGGAAGCCAUUCAGCUGGUCAAAUUUCACAAAUGAAAUCAUGUCAACAGUGAAUAUUAAUAUUCCAAAUGAAGAAGAUGUGGUUGUUUAUGCUCCAGAAUAUUUAAUCAAACUUAAGCCCAUUCUUACCAAAUAUUCUCCCAGAGAUCUUCAAAAUUUAAUGUCCUGGCGGUUCAUAAUGGAUCUUGUAAGCAGCCUCAGCCGAACCUACAAGGACUCCAGAAAUGCUUUCCGCAAGGCCCUUUAUGGCACCACAUCAGAAUCUGCAACUUGGAGACGUUGUGCAAACUAUGUCAAUGGGAAUAUGGAAAAUGCCGUGGGAAGGCUUUAUGUGGAAGCAGCGUUUGCUGGAGAGAGUAAACAUGUGGUUGAGGAUUUGAUUGCGCAGAUCCGGGAAGUUUUCAUUCAGACUUUAGAUGACCUCACCUGGAUGGAUGCCGAAACAAAAAAGAAAGCUGAAGAAAAGGCCUUAGCAAUUAAGGAAAGGAUUGGCUAUCCUGAUGACAUUGUUUCGAAUGAUAACAAACUGAAUAAUGAAUACCUGGAGCUGAACUACAAAGAAGAUGAAUACUUUGAGAACAUAAUUCAAAAUCUGAAAUUCAGCCAAAGCAAACAACUAAAGAAGCUUCGAGAAAAGGUGGACAAGGAUGAGUGGAUAACUGGAGCAGCUAUAGUCAAUGCAUUUUAUUCUUCAGGCAGAAAUCAAAUAGUCUUCCCGGCUGGCAUUCUGCAGCCCCCAUUCUUUAGUGCCCAACAGUCCAACUCAUUGAAUUAUGGGGGCAUCGGCAUGGUCAUAGGACAUGAAAUCACUCACGGCUUCGAUGAUAACGGCAGAAAUUUUAAUAAAGAUGGAGACCUUGUUGACUGGUGGACUCAACAGUCUGCAAAUAAUUUUAAAGAACAGUCCCAGUGCAUGGUGUACCAGUAUGGAAACUUCUCCUGGGAUCUAGCAGGUGGACAACACCUCAACGGAAUUAACACACUGGGAGAAAACAUUGCUGAUAAUGGAGGCAUUGGCCAAGCAUACAGAGCCUAUCAGAAUUAUGUUAAAAAGAAUGGAGAAGAAAAAUUACUUCCUGGAAUUGACCUCAAUCACAAACAACUAUUCUUCUUGAACUUUGCCCAGGUAUGGUGUGGGACCUACAGGCCAGAGUAUGCAGUCAAUUCCAUUAAAACAGAUGUGCACAGUCCAGGCAAUUUCAGGAUUAUUGGAUCUUUGCAGAACUCUGUUGAGUUUUCAGAAGCCUUUCAGUGCCCCAAGAACUCAUACAUGAAUCCAGAAAAGAAAUGCCGGGUUUGGUGAUCUACAGAAGAAGCCGUGCAGCCCCUGGCUAGACCUGCAACAUCUCAGAAAUGGGGAACCUGCUAGCCUGGAGAAGUGGGCCCUGGGGGUCACCAUAGUUACUUAGGGAUAAUUCACAAAGAUGAGGGCAUCCGAGUACAAAUGAAAUUAGGUUAUUGCGAAAAGGAUGUGGAGGGAGGAGAGGGCCUAAGUUCUGUCAAAUCAAUCACUUCUCGACUUCUCAAAAGGGGUAAUUAAUGUUUAAUUUCUAAAGAUAAUAUUACCAUUCAUUUCCAUUUCUCAUGUUACCUGUCAGUUUGAUGUUGUCCCGAGAAAGCAAUGUUAACCACUUGAAGAAGACAAAAAUUUCUAAUCAAAGGAAAAAAGGAGAUAUUGAAUAAUAUAGUUGGGUACCAAAGUGACAUGACAGUUUAAAAUACAUUGCCUACAUACUUGUUUUCACUUUCAUUUGCAACAUUUAUGCUCCCUCAAAACUCUUCCAAAGAAUUCUUAUACAUAUGAGGCCUUGGGGCUUAGGUAGUUGUAAAUCCACUUUGCCAUGCAUCAGUUAUUCAUUCUGCAAACAUAGCAUUUUUUAAGCACUCUGAGCAAAAUGGACAUCUCAAAUGAUUGUUAUCCUGAUCAGAUACUGAAGUUUCUGAAAGCCCCUGUAGAUUUCUAAACAAUUUCUCCCUCUCCCUCUCUCUCUCUCUCUCAUACACACACACACGCACAGACACAACUUGGUCUUUUUAAGAGAUUUGUAGUAAUGUAUAAAUAGCUUUUAUAUUUAAUUGUUAACUACAUUUAUGACGAAGUCAUUGUUAUUAUAGGUAAUCAUUGAAUAUUAAAGUUUCAGAAGUUUCAGUCCAAGAUAAACAGUUUUGAACAACCAACAGUUAUAAAGAACUGUAAAAUGAUGUACAGAUAAACAUUUGAGACUUUUUAAACUUAUAAAUCAUAUUGGUGAAAAGCUUUAAUGACAAAUGUUGGGGUAAAAAAUUGUCAUUGAACGGUUGUCUGGAGAUACGUAAACUUGUGGUUUACAAGCAAAAUUUUCAAAAUUAAAUCUAUCCUGGGGGUGACUGUGAUCAAAGUGUGAAACUGCAUCUAUGUAGCGCUACAUCUCCUACCUUUUCAGGUUUGUCAUCUGAUGGAAAUAUUUUGAUAAUAAACAGAAAUUUUGAACCUGUUA